AUGACGCUGCCGCCGCCCGCGCACUGCCCGCCUGCCGCCGCCGCGCACCGCGCCAUGCGCUACUACCGCAUCUGGAUCUACGCGUGCAACGGCGCCUUGUUGCUGGCCGCGCUCGCCUUCUGCGCGGCGGCGGGCCGCGCGCUAGCCGACUACCGGCGCGCGCUCGUACCCGGUCUCGGCGCCGCCCAGCCCGGGUUUCUGUACGGGUACGCCGCGCUGCCCGCACAGGCCGGUCUGCUGCAGUUGCUCGGCUGCUUCGCCGCACUGCGCCUCUCCGAGCGCAUGCUCAACGCCUACUGGCUCGCCCUGCUAGCGCUGCUCGUCGGCGACGCCGCCAUAGGUGUCUAUUGGGCGUUCCGCUUCGAGCGUGUCUGCAGGGAAUUGCGACCCCAGCUGCGUUUGCGCUUGGCUAAAGAUUACGAUUCGGACGUGGACUUCUCAGAGGCUUGGGAUCGGCUUCAGCGGGAACAACGGUGCUGCGGCGUCACCGGCCCCUCGGACUUCGCCGUUUUCAACCGCUCCGCGCUGCCUCCCAGCUGCUGCCGCAUCCCGGCGCACACCCCGGCCGUCACACCAGCUUCGCUUGCCGCUAUGUCCGCCACGUCGGCGGUGCCCUUCACGCCGGUCCAUUGCGCACCUCACACGGCGGCCUGUGCGGAGAGAUUGCUGUCUUGGCUGCGUCGAACGGCGGAUGCGCUAUUUGUUCUCGGAUACUGCGUCAUUGCAUUUUUAAAACUAUGUUUCCUCGGUAUACUUCGAUACGAAAUAAAGGAGAUGAUUCAGAAAAUUAGAAUAUUACGCAGCGAACUUGGUGCUGGGGAACUUCUAGACGGAAGUCCCAUGCACGGUGGACCCUUGUCUCAGACGGUCGUCGUGAACGCCGUUAACGCAAACGGUGGUGUUCGCGCCCACGGGGGCAGCCCGGAGAGAGCGGGAGAGAGGGAAGCUCUGUUGGGACGGACGUCAGAGCCGUGUGCUCGGCGAAGUAUUCACGACGAGCCGCUGGGCCUCAAGACUAUCAAUGGCAACAACAACUGCGAGAUGAGGGAGCUGGCGCGUGGAGACUACCGUCCCCUGGCAGCGGACAGCGCGGCGACUCGGAUCUGACUAAGAUGUUACUUGGAGCGCCUGUUCGGACGGCGGUGGCGCUCGUUCCCCGCCGCCGGCUUCGAGACGGAGCCCCCGCUGGGGCCGGCGUGCACGCGGCGCGCCGGCGCCCGUGUGCGCCUCGACCACCGCCGACACACGCGCUCCGAAUUCGAACUCUAGGA
Molecule: messenger RNA, 1271 nt
Organism: Papilio machaon (common yellow swallowtail)
Lineage: Eukaryota; Metazoa; Arthropoda; Insecta; Lepidoptera; Papilionidae
Product: CD82 antigen-like
Exons: 1
Coding region: 1-1107 (368 amino acids)
Cellular component (GO): membrane
Source: RefSeq, a predicted model, not a curated record